AUGGCAAGGUAUGAUGAAGCUGAAAUAUAUUAUAAAGCUGUCUUGGCUGCUGGAUACACCAGUGAGGACUGCCCAACCUUGGAUACGUCAUUCUUUAACCUUGGAAAAGCAUUCUAUAAAUUGGGAGAUUAUCAUAAAGCUCAAUCGUGCUACAAAAGUGUUUUAGCUGCUGGGUGCAAUGGUGAAGAUUUGCAUUCUUUUUGUACGGCAUUCUUCGACCUUGGUAAGAGAUUCUGUAAUCUGAUACAAUAUAAUGAAGCCAGAAUGUGUUUUGAAAGUGUAUUAAAGGUUUAUAGAGCUUUGAAUGAAAACGAUAAGCGUAUUUGCCUCACACUCCUAAACCUUGCAUAUAGUCUCAAGGUCUUGGGGAGCUACGAGGCAGCAGUCCCAUACUAUGAAGAACUUCUUUCCAUUGCAAAGAUCCUAUUUGGUAGGAAAAGUCCAAUAGUUGCCGAUCUGUACAUCUUGCUUGGCGAAACCUUAGAGAAACUAGGAAGACACGACGAGGUACGGAAAUGUUCCAAGAAAAGAAAAGCUAUUUUGUCAUUGUCAGGGAGAAUUCGCAGACUGCUGUCCUCCGAGCAACCGCAUAGUACCUUCAAUGACAUAGAGACGGGAAUGAUGGUCCUGAAGACGAGGACCAGCGUUCACUAA
Exaiptasia diaphana is the source of this 654-nucleotide messenger RNA. RefSeq names its product tetratricopeptide repeat protein 28. Lineage: Eukaryota; Metazoa; Cnidaria; Anthozoa; Actiniaria; Aiptasiidae. The record is from RefSeq and is a predicted model, not a curated record. The transcript has a single exon. Bases 1 to 654 code for a protein of 217 amino acids. Gene Ontology annotation, molecular function: protein binding.